AGAUGCGGUCCGCGCGCGGCAUCCGCGCAACGCCGCUCUGCAUCCAUGGGAUCGCGGGGGGGGGAGUCAAGACCGCGAGUCAGUGGAUGUGGAUGCGUUUAUCGCUCCCGAUAGGGGGCGGAGACGACGCGGGGUGAGUAAUCGCACGCCGUCUGUUGACCCUGAAGAGGUCGGCGGAUCCUGUACGAUGCUGCUGAGCCCAAGGAGGAAAUUCAUCAUCAAGCGGAUAAUAACUGGCUUUCCAGUCUUUGUGCUUACCAAGGCCGCGUCAAAGUCGCCUCUUCCCCCACAUGGUGGGUUAUUGUGAUUUACAACCUAAUCUUAUUCCUUGCCCUCGAGUGGCAUGGCGACGAACUGCAGGAGCGUGAUCCAACCGGUUUCGUAAUGCAUGCGCGAGGGCUGUCCUUUACCCCACUGCGGCUGAUGUCCGUGGGCCUCAUGUUCUUGCUCGUCUUCCGCACGCAGAGCGCAUACAACAAAUGGCUCGUCGCAAGGAAUUCGUGGGGUAAGAUGACCGUCGCCUGCAGGGAUAUUGCUUCGAAUGUCUCGAACUACUGCCACGACCUGGACGCGGUGACCGUCGUAUGCCGCUACCUGAUCUUGUAUGUGAUCAGCAUCCGCUCAUGGCUUCGCCAGCGGGAACUGUCAGCCAAGCUGAUCGGCAGACUUGUUACACCCAGGCUGCUGGAAAUGCUCGCCAAUGCCCGUGACGAAUCAACCGGCGCCGUCGCGAUUUCACAACACCGCAGGCGUAUUGUGGAUGAUGAUUCGCUGGGAUGGCAGUUCAAGAGUGUGGCCUAUCCUCUGGUUAUGAUCGAGAGCCUACGUGCAAUUCUGCAAUUCCUUUGUGAGCACAAAACCAUUGCACCCUUUCAGGGCUCGCUGGAGGCGAGCCUGAGGGUCAUGGUUCAAUGUCUGUGCGAGAUGGAAGCCGUACAGGAUACAGAGCUCCCGUUGUCAUACAUAAUUCACAUACGGACGACCAUUGCUGUGUUCUUUCUGGUCACCCCAUUUUUCUUGACAGAGGAUUCUGGCUGGUUUGGUCUUGCGUUUAUCCCGGAUUAUCGUUUUCUCUUACAUGCUCCUUGGCCUGGAGAAUUUGGCCGAGGAUUUGUCGAACCCGUUCGGGCGAGACAGCAACGACCUUCCGACUGACAUCUACGUAUGCAAGAUCGCCAGAGACAUCAGCGAUUCAAUGCAGAAAAGGUUGCGCCCGCGGGCGAAACGAGCCUUGAGCGACGAGCUGUAGGAGGAGGGUAUACCGACAUUACAUUUGUAGUGCCGCGGGGCCCAUUUCGAAUCAGGAAGGGGUUUGGGUUUUAGAUAGCGAUGUCAGCAUUUGCGAAGACCGCAAUGCCGAAGCGUGUUCGGCCGGCGGCGUUUGCCUGGUGAGUGAUGCUCGGGCAUUUGCAUUGCCGAGUUCUUCUGAUUGCAAGGCACGUGGAGGUGCUUGCCAGCAGCCUGGAACCUCCAUCAACGACGCGCGUGCAGCCAUGACGAUGAAAUAAGGAGCAGUUGGGGCUCAGAAGUGGCUCGCUGUUUCUUCUUUCAUUGUUCAUCCUCUACCGCUCCCCGUGCACCCGGCUGCUUCUGGGGCCCCAAAGGGACGUCGGUGCUUCUUGAGCGUUCCGCACGCUUGAAGCUUUACGUCCGCGCGGCUCUUUCUGGUGGUGGCGCAGAUGGUCGGUCCGAGUCAGGGCCCCCCUUUGCGCUCAACAAGUGCAUGCAAAAGCAGCGCCCUCUUGUGCAGCCUGCGAGCUUCCGUGUCCAAAACAAGGUCGAUCAUUCCAACGCCUCCGUCUCCCAGGCGGCAUCCUUGAG
Prorocentrum cordatum is the source of this 1821-nucleotide messenger RNA. Lineage: Eukaryota; Dinophyceae; Prorocentrales; Prorocentraceae. The record is from the annotation of a GenBank genome assembly.